Messenger RNA from Darwinula stevensoni, 2096 nucleotides. The record is from the annotation of a GenBank genome assembly. NCBI's taxonomy places the organism in Eukaryota, Metazoa, Arthropoda, Ostracoda, Podocopida, Darwinulidae.
CGCCCCGAUAAGUUUCGCGGUGGGAUCCGAAGCGGGCCAGUACCUCGUGGAAAAAGCCGGGAGAGGGUCAGGGAAUCGAGCGCGAAUUAUUCUCGAUCUCGGUCGAGCGUCAGAGGCAGGCUUACAAAAUGAACAUCUUCGGAGUGUUUCACGCGUUUCUGACAAUUCUGCCGCUCGUCUACGGACGUCAGUACGGAGAAGGUGCUCGUGCACUUGGGGGCGAAUGCCAAGGAGUCGUCUGCACCGACCCAAAUUCCCAUUGUGUCGCUAACCCGGAGUCACAAGGGAGCGGGAUCUGCAUGUGCAAACCAGGAUACGUGGAAGAGGCUGACAUCUGCAAGGUUCGAGCUGGAGGGGAAUGCAAGGAUAGCAAAUCGUGCGUGAAUAAUGCCACGUGCAGAGGAACUGCUGAAAAUUUGCAAUGCCUGUGCGAUGCUAAAUUCGUGGAAGAAGCUGGACUCUGCAAGGUACUGCCUGGAGGUGCGUGCACGGAAUCGAUAGCGUGCGUGAACAACUCCGUUUGCGAAGGCGCUGCCGAAGAUCUACGAUGUCGCUGCGUGGACGGAUUCGUGGCGGACGCCGGAGGUUGCAGGGUUCCAGACGGAGGGGAAUGCGUGGAAGCGAGCGAUUGCGUCGACGAUGCCCUCUGCACGGGAACUGAUGGGAAUGGACGAUGUGCUUGCAACGCUUCGUUCGUGGCGGACGCAGGACUCUGCAAGAUACCCAACGGAGGCGAUUGCACGCACACGAGCGAGUGCGUGAGCAACUCCAGCUGCACGGGAAUUGGAAGCACUCAGCAAUGCGAAUGCGACUUUGGAUUUGUGCCAGAGGGAGGAUCCUGCAAGGCCACGGUCGGAGUGGAAUGCACGGACACGAGCUCGUGCGUCUUAAAUGCAUCUUGUCUGGUCGUUGGUGGCAAUCGACGAUGCGCUUGUGACUUGGGAUUCGUGGAAGAGGAAGGACUCUGCAAGGUACCAGUUGGGGGGGAUUGCACGCUGAGAAACGAGUGCGUGGCGAAUGCCAUCUGUUUGUCUCCUGCCCGCAAUCGUAAAUGCCAUUGCAACCAGGGAUUCGUGGUGGAAGCUGGACGCUGCAGACGCCCCAAACUGGGCGAAGAAUGCGAUCCAGACGGAGAUCCAGUUUGCGAACAAAUCCCCAACGGAGGAGAAUGUCUUUUGAAUGGAGGCGGCUCACACACGUGCCAGUGCCAGAGUGGAUACGUGUCAGACGAUGGCGCCUGCAGGCUACCCAGCCUGGGCGAAGAAUGCUCUCCACAAACAGGUUGUGAAAAAGUUCCCAAUGGGGGACUAUGUCUUACGAGUGUAGGGAGUACUGGUACGUGCAAGUGUCAAGUUGGAUUCGUGGAAGAUGGAAAAACCUGCAAAAAGCCAUUGGAAGGAGAUUGCACAGAUUCCAUAGACUGCGUAUCGAAUGCUGCAUGUAACACGGACUCAAAGUGCGAAUGCAACCCAGGUUACGAACCAGAAAAGACUACUGGCUUGUGCAGGAAGGUGAAUGCUAGCCUCCACGAGGAUUGUGACCCAGGGGUAGGAGCAUGUAUAAGUCCCAAUGCUGCAUGUGUUGGCGAUCCAGGCUUGGAAGCCUGCUCUUGCAAACCAGGAUUUGUGGACAAUGAAGACAGCUGCAACGCCAGCGUCGACCGAACUACCUUCUGGCGCUACGGUGGAGGUGAUCUUGAAGGAUGUGAACGUAGUAUGGGCUAUCCAUAUUUGGAUGAACGAAUGACACCCAACCAGGCGGAUGACACUGAAGCCGUCCCACACCAUAAUCACGGUGAUCUUGCGGGGAAGGCCACAUCGGCGUCGGUUUUCCAAUGUGCCUCGUUAUUUGAUAUCGGCAGUAUUGAACUCGACAGCCCGAACGGGGAUCUUCGUCAGACGAGCAAUUGUGACAGGUUAUCUAUGGCCGUUGUUCCAGAAGUGGAAAAUAGACUUCCCAGCUUAGGUGAAGAUUGCAUUCCUGCACCGGGACCUGGAUGUGAAGAAAUCACUAACGGGGAAUGUCUCGGUAAUGAAGGGGGCCUUGCUACAUGCAAGUGUUUGAACGCAUUCGUGGAAGAUGGAGGCGCCUGCUAG